CCAUUGACCCUCAAUAGGAAGGUAUUUGGGCCUACACAGGGGUCAUGGGACCUCCUCAGUGGAGGAUUGUGUUUCAGAUGCUUCCAGGCUGGGCAGCAGGCAGUGCUGAGACAGUGGAUGCAAAUUAAGUUAUUGGAUUUUUUUUUUUUUAAAUUGACAUUAAUGUGAUGCCUGGAUUUGGUUCUGGAUGCAUGCAGAUCCUGUAAAAGGAGUGUUACUGAAAGGCAGUGAGCUGCAGGAAUACCAUGCUGCCACGCUGUGCUGGACGGGUGUGCCAUGUGCUUGUGUUGGUGCUGUGUCUGUCUGCGGCUGAGGACUUCGACUGGACAAAGAACGACCGCGGCUCCUUCUAUUAUGGCACUUUUCCAACUGGAUUUUCGUGGGGUGCCGGCAGUUCAGCCUAUCAAACCGAAGGAGCCUGGGACAGAGAUGGCAAAGGAAUGAGCAUCUGGGAUGUCUUCGCUCAUAGAAAAGGAAAAGUCUUCCUGAAUGAAACAGGAGAUGCGGCAUGCGAGGGCUACUAUAAAGUAAAGGAUGAUGUAUCUCUGAUGAAGGACCUCAACCUGAACCACUAUGUUUUCUCCAUCUCCUGGCCAAGGAUUAUUCCCACUGGAAUCAGGACCGACCAUGUGAAUGAGAAAGGAAUCAGGUACUAUGACGCCCUCAUUGACCAACUUCUGGAAAAUAAAAUUACUCCCAUUGUAACCUUGUACCACUGGGACCUGCCUCAGCUUUUGCAGGAGAAGUACGGAGGGUGGCAGAACAUCAGCAUGGUCAAUUAUUUCAACGAAUAUGCUAAUCUGUGCUUCGAGAGGUUUGGAAAUCGUGUGAAACACUGGAUAACUUUCAACAACCCAUGGUCAGUGGCAGUAGAGGGCUAUGAAACAGGGGAACAUGCUCCAGGAAUAAAGCUCAGAGGCACUGGUGCCUACAGGGCUGCUCAUCACAUCAUCAAGGCACAUGCCAAGGUUUGGCAUACUUAUGACAGUCAGUGGAGAAACAAACAAAAUGGUAUGGUGGGGAUCUCUCUGUCCGGGGACUGGGGGGAGCCAGUGGACAUCACCAACCUGAAGGACAUUGAGGCAGCUGAGAGAUAUGUCCAGUUUUACAUGGGCUGGUUUGCUACACCCAUCUUCCAUGGAGACUACCCUCAGGUCAUGAAGGACUUCAUAGGUAGAAAAAGUGGUCAGCAGGGGUUGGGAACAUCUCGACUCCCCACGUUCUCCUCACAGGAGAAGAGCUACAUCAAAGGAACCUGCGACUUCUUGGGAGUAGGGCACUUCACCACACGUUACAUCACCCAGAAGACCUACCCUCCGGGCCGUGGAGGCAUCUAUUUCACUGACCGUGACUUGGCUGAGCUGGUGGAUCCUCGCUGGCCUGAUCCUGGUUCAGAGUGGCUCUACUCUGUUCCAUGGGGCUUCCGGCGUCUGCUCAACUUCGUCAAGACUCAGUAUGGAAACCCGAUGGUCUACAUCACUGGAAACGGUGUCUCUGAGAAGAUGAUGUGCACAGAGCUGUGUGAUGACUGGAGGAUGCAGUAUUAUAGGGAUUACAUUAAUGAGAUGCUAAAAGCUAUCCGAGAUGGAGUGAACGUGAAGGGCUACACUGCCUGGUCUCUGCUGGAUAAGUUUGAAUGGGACGAGGGCUACUCGGAGAGGUUCGGCCUGUACUAUGUGGACUUCAAGAAUAAACAUAAAACCCGCUACCCCAAGGCCUCUGUUCAGUACUACAAACGCAUCAUCAACUUCAAUGGAUUCCCUAAUCAGAGAGAGGUUGAGAACUGGAAGAGGAAAGCCAAGGAGAUGUGCUCUUCUAGCAACCAGCUCCUGGCUGCAGAGGAACAGCGGAGUACGGCUGCUAAUAUUCUAAGACUUAUUCAUGAUCCAUUGACCAGCCACAUGGAGAUGGUAACAGAGAUCGUGGUCCCUACUGUGUGCACCCUCUGCAUUCUUAUCAGCGCAGUUUUUCUCAUGUUCCUCCUUAGAAGACGCAACUAGCAGGACAAUGUUUAGGUCAGAGCUAGGACUACCAUGUAUGCAGAUAUAAUAUGUCCCCAGUCAAGCAUGUGAAAAUGAUCAUUAAAAAAUAUAUAUAUAUAUAUAUUUAUAAGUAACUGCCCCCAUAAUUGAACAUAAUUUACUAUAAGCAUAUAAUUAGAAUAUGUAUAUAUUUGGUGUAAAAAAGGUUACCAUCUACUUUAUUGAUUUUAAUAAACCUAUAUAAUAAAACUUUAAUCAAU
Messenger RNA from Astyanax mexicanus (Mexican tetra), 2242 nucleotides. RefSeq names its product lactase-like b (gene lctlb). Gene Ontology annotation, biological process: carbohydrate metabolic process. The transcript is spliced from 15 exons. The record is from RefSeq and is a predicted model, not a curated record. Gene Ontology annotation, molecular function: beta-glucosidase activity. Lineage: Eukaryota; Metazoa; Chordata; Actinopteri; Characiformes; Acestrorhamphidae. Bases 246 to 2000 code for a protein of 584 amino acids.